Corythoichthys intestinalis (scribbled pipefish) is the source of this 1951-nucleotide messenger RNA. It is a transcript of the gene notum1a, whose product is annotated as notum, palmitoleoyl-protein carboxylesterase a. The record is from RefSeq and is a predicted model, not a curated record. Gene Ontology annotation, molecular function: palmitoleyl hydrolase activity. The coding region runs from base 2 to 1525 and encodes 507 amino acids. Lineage: Eukaryota; Metazoa; Chordata; Actinopteri; Syngnathiformes; Syngnathidae. Gene Ontology annotation, biological process: protein depalmitoleylation; negative regulation of canonical Wnt signaling pathway. The transcript is spliced from 11 exons.
GAUGACAGCCGUCCGGAUCGCCUCGUCCUUGCUGCCGCUGCUACUGGCGGUGAUGAUGCAAGCCGGAGCCGGAGAGUGCGCGCGGAGGUUCCGCGGCGCCGGUGGCGGCGGCCGCAACCCGCAACCACGACGCGCGCCGCCGCCUCCCACAUACCGGGCGGCCAGCGGCAACCGGGGUGACGCCACCGAGAGUUUCCCACUGGAUUUCACCGCCGUGGAAGACAACAUGGAUAACUUCAUGACGCAAGUCAAGAAUCUGGCGCAGUCGCUCUACCCGUGUUCGGCGCAAAAACUCGACCACGACAUGAGGCUACACUUUUUGGACAACGCCUCGGUCACCUGCAACGACGGAAGCCCCGCGGGGUAUUAUCUCAAGGAAUCCAAAGGAAGCAGACGCUGGUUGAUAUUCCUUGAGGGCGGCUGGUACUGCUUCAACAAAGAGAACUGCGACAGCCGGUACGAGACCAUGAGGAGGCUGAUGAGCUCGUCUAAGUGGCCUCAAACCAAAACAGGCACCGGGAUCCUGUCUCCGCUGCCGGAAGAAAACCCUCACUGGUGGAAUGCCAACAUGGUGUACAUCCCGUACUGUUCCAGCGACGCGUGGAGCGGCGCCACUGCCAAAACGGAACACAGUGGCUACGCUUUUAUGGGCUCGCUGAUCAUUCAAGAAGUGGUGAAAGCUUUGCUAAAAAAGAGCCUGGACAACGCCAAAGUCCUGCUGCUCGCCGGGAGCAGUGCCGGCGGGACGGGCGUUCUGCUGAAUGUGGACCGUGUGUCGGAACUGCUGGAGGGUCUGGGACACACGGGGAUCCAAGUGCGCGGCCUGGCCGAUUCGGGCUGGUUCCUGGACAACAAGCAGUACGACUUCACCGACUGCUUGGACGCGGUCAGCUGCGCACCCACUGAGACCAUCAAGAGAGGCAUCAAGUACUGGGGAGGAGUCGUACCAGAGAAAUGCAAGCAAGCCCACGAAGGAGAGGAGUGGAAUUGUUUCUUUGGCUACCGAGUCUUCCCAUCGAUCAAAAGCCCGGUCUUUGUGGUCCAGUGGCUGUUUGACGAGGCCCAGCUGACAGUGGACAACAUUCAGUUGACGGGACAGCCGGUGCAGGAGGGCCAGUGGCGUUACAUCCAAAAUCUCGGCAUCGAGUUGAGGAACACCCUCAAAGAUGUUCCGGCUAUGUUUGCCCCUGCGUGCCUCUCUCACGAAGUCAUCACAAGAAACUACUGGACGGACGUGCAGGUGAAAGGCACCUCGUUGCCGCGGGCGCUGCACUGCUGGGACCGUAGCCUGCAAGACAACAGGAACAACAAAGCCCCGCCCAAAGGCUGCCCGGUGCAUUUGAUGGACAGCUGCCCGUGGCCGCACUGCAACCCCACCUGCCCCACCAUCCGAGACCAGUUCACGGGCCAGGAGAUGAACGUCAUCCAGUUCCUCAUGCACAUGGGCUUCGACGUGCAGAAGAUGGCGCAGCAGCAGGGCAUGGACCCCGGCAAGCUACUGGGCAUGCUUAGCAGCGGCAGUUAAGCAUUUCAACAGCUUUCAAACACACUCAACAGUAUCUUCAAGCUAACGCCCGAGUAGGCUCGCGGCCGCUUUCUCUGGCCACCUUCCGUACCCGAUACCUCCGACCGCUCGUCUUCCCGCUUACUCUCGUACCUCGACUUAUCGUAUUUCCAAAUUUAUAUGUUCAAGGCGGAUCACCCAAGCGGUAAAUCAAGUAGAUAAAUUGCGGCACCGCUUCAGAGCCACUUGCAGUCCAAUACUUACCAUGGGAUCAUCUUUGAAAUUGCCAAUUCAUUUAGAAGGUGCGCUAAAAAAUCGAGAGACAGCGAGAACCAGUAGUGGUAUUUUCCAUGAGGCAUAAUUGAUUUUGCCAUUUGGCAUUUUUUUGCCAUGUGGCAAAAUGGAUUUUGCUAUGUGGCAUUUUUUUGCCGUGUGGCAUUUUUUUCC